Pseudophryne corroboree (corroboree frog) is the source of this 882-nucleotide messenger RNA. RefSeq names its product paraneoplastic antigen Ma2-like. NCBI's taxonomy places the organism in Eukaryota, Metazoa, Chordata, Amphibia, Anura, Myobatrachidae. The record is from RefSeq and is a predicted model, not a curated record. The transcript has a single exon. The coding region runs from base 1 to 882 and encodes 293 amino acids.
AUGGAGGUCAUACUGGAGAAGGACAUAUAUGUAUGGUGUAAAGAUCAAGGCGUAGAUCCUCGCAAAGGCAUAUGCAUAGUGGGCAACUUUGAAGGCGUCACAGAUGACAAGGUGAUUAAAGAAGUACAGAGAUUGUAUGGGAUAAGAAAUCCUGGUAUAGUUGACAAGUGGAAGAGUGCCACUGGCGAUACAUGUGCCAUAUUGAUAACCAAUCAAGAAUACCAGGACUCUGAAUUGAUUCCUGUAAAAAUAUCAGUGGAAGGAGUACUCGGCAGAAGAUGGCAAAUAAUGUGGCCUAGUGAAGUUGGAGAGACCGAGGGAGACGCUCAGGUAGCCAUUAAUGAUAAUAGACUGGAGAGAAUUGAAGGAGAUCAUCAGAACUCGAGGGAUAGUUCUCUGCCAAGAACCAUUCCGAGUACUAAUACACGUGAAUCUGUAGAACCCCAAGUGGAGGCGGUAAUGGAUAAAAUGGUCAGCCACUUUGAACGCUGGCAUUAUGAGGGAGGAUAUAGAAGGCUCAGAGUUUUUUCUGGCAUAACGCCAGUCCCUACCGGAGAAGAAGGAUAUGAUGCUUGGAGAGAAGCCGCUGUGCAACACUCUGAAGAGUGGAGGUGCCCGGAGCACAUAAAAAAACAAAGGAUUGUGGAAAGCCUGAGAGGUCCUGCCAUGGGCAUCAUCCACGCUACACGGAGAAGCAAUCCCAACGCCACCUUGAAAGAUUAUUUCAACGCACUAGAUUAUUCUUUUGGAACUCUAGAAGACGUAGGGGAUAUCUUGGCUAGGCUAAAUCAGACCUACCAAGAGCCUGCUGAGACUCUCACUAAUUAUAUUUAUCGUCUAGAUAAGAUAUUAUAUAAAUUGAUGGACAAAGGAGGGAUUUAA